AUGGAAGCGCAUCUCGAGUCGCCCCUCCUCGACACAGCGUCCACUUUCGAUAGCCAGCCUGUCAGCUUGCGGCAGACAUUCAGUUUCAAAGUGCUCAAGAGCCUCUUUCGGAGUCGUCGCAUGCGACGAGAUCAAACAACUCGACAGGUCUUGCAGUGGCUCUCCGAAUCCUCCCCAAAGGACCCAGUCAGGUCCAGACGCUACAUGAUAAACUCAUAUGAUAGCGUAUUUGGUCAUGAAAAGGCCAGUCGACAGAGGGCUAGCGGCUCGAGUGGCUCGGAAUCCACUUCGAGCUUUGAGCCCCAGUCACCUCCACUCACUCUCGAAGAGGCCAUAUUUGAGCGCGAUAUGUUGGUAACCGUCUCGGAUAUGCGCCAUUUGCAAUCACGAUCCAGAAGGAUACGCGUCAAUACACUUCAAUACUAG
This is a messenger RNA of Serendipita indica DSM 11827, 426 nucleotides long. The record is from the annotation of a GenBank genome assembly. NCBI's taxonomy places the organism in Eukaryota, Fungi, Basidiomycota, Agaricomycetes, Sebacinales, Serendipitaceae.